Molecule: messenger RNA, 1308 nt
Organism: Camellia sinensis
Lineage: Eukaryota; Viridiplantae; Streptophyta; Magnoliopsida; Ericales; Theaceae
Molecular function (GO): catalytic activity
Source: RefSeq, a predicted model, not a curated record
AUGAAGCUCUUAUCUUGGAACGUUAGAGGGCUAGGCAAGUCCAUUAAAAGGAGGAAAAUCAAAAAACUUCUAUUUGAAAGAAAGGUGGAUGUGGCACUGUUUCAAGAAACAAAGAGACCUGCUGUAACUGAUGAAUUUGUCAGAUCUUGUUGGCCUGGGGAACAGAUGGCCUAUAUGGCUGUGGACUCAGAGGGUGCAGCUGGUGGUCUACUGUGUGUCUGGAAUCCACAAGUGUUUCAACUUCUAGAUUGCUGUUGUAACAGGUAUUUUAUUAUUUUGUCUGGCACCCUUUUUACAAGCAUAGCUUGUGUUAUUGUGAAUGUUUAUGGCCCGACUGAUGGUGCUAAUAGGAAGGGAUUAUGGGAAACUUUGAAGAAUUUGAAGAGAAGCUUUGUUAAUCCUUGGUGCUUGGGUGGUGACUUUAAUGAGAUUAGGACAUUAUCUGAGAGGGUGGGCUGUUCUCAAAGAAGUGGUGGUAUGAAGGACUUUAAUGAGUUAAUUGAUAACCUGGAAGUGUGUGACUUACCAAUGUUGGGGAGAAAGUUCAUUUGGUGUAAUUCUCAGAAUGGUCUCAAAUGGAGUAGGCUGGAAAGGUUUUUAAUUAGUCCAGAUUGGUUGCAAAAAUUUAAUUUUAAAUUGUGGGGAUUACCAAGAAGGCUCUCGGAUCAUUGUCCUAUAUUAAUGAUGGAAGACGAAAGAGAUUGGGGUCCAAAGCCAUUUAAGUUUCUAAAUGCCUGGUGUCUUCAUCCGCAGUUUAAGAUUUUUGUGCAGAAAAUUUGGGCUGAAUCUCAUGUAAAUGGUUGGGCUGGAUUCAAAUGUUUACGGAAACUGAGAUUACUUAAAGCAGCACUGAAAAGAUGGAACCUUGAGGUGUUUGGCAAGGUGGAUUUUAAACUCAAGCAACUGGAGGAGGAGAUACAUGUCUUGGAUUUGGUGGCUGAACAAAGAUUACUCACUGAUGCAGAGAGAUCUACACUUAGGGAGUUAAAAGGUGAAGCAUGGAAUUUGAGUAAAAUGGUUGAAUGGUUAUGGCUGCAGAAGUCCAGAGCUAACUGGUUAUUAAAAGGCGAUAGAAAUACCAAGUUUUUCCAUGUCAUGGCCUCCACGAGGAGGAAUAGGAAUGCACUGUGCUCAAUUGAGGUUAAUGGGGCCUUGACUGAAGAUCCUAAGGAAAUAAGAACCGAAGUGUUCAAUCAUUUUCAGCGUCAGUUUUCGGAAUCAUGGUUUGAUAGGCCAAGUUUAUAUGGUCCAUUUAAGUCUAUUGGGGUUGGAGAGGCACGUGCUGCGUUGGAAGCUGAGUUUACAUAA